AUGAAUCUCCUUCAGUUCUCGGCCUCGGCGGUGGCACUGAUGAUGUUCACGCGAUCCUUGGCGGCACCAGCACCAACUGCGCCCCUCUCGAAGCAAUGCGUUCAGCUCGAAGUCCCGCUUCUGAUUACGGCUAACAACAGUCGAUUUGAUCUCCCCCGAGUGGACAACAAUAUUGACGCCGUAGACUGGGUCUGGGAUGUUACCACCUGGUCUCACAAGAGCGAGACCGGGCCCGUCACGGGCGUCAUUCCUGUCAACGACACGUUCACCAUCAGUGCUCAGCUGUGCGUCCCGCCGCAGGGGGCCAAGUCUGAUGUUCUUCAAAUCACAACGCAUGGGGUCGGGUUCGAUAAGAGAUACUGGGACGUCGAGAUCAACCCAGAGGAGUAUUCAUAUGUCGACUCGGCGCUCCGUCAUGGAUACUCAAUCCUCACUUACGACCGCCUCGGCACAGGAAACUCCACCAAGGCCGAUGCCUACGAAGUCCUACAAGCUAGUGUGGAGAUCGAAGUUCUUCGAGGCCUGACCGAACUCUCGCGCACGGGUGACCUGGUCCAAUCUUCAAAGGUGGUCGGCGCCUCGUGCGAUGACACGUCGGCGUUGGAGAACUACACGCCCAGCAAGAUCGCCCACAUCGGCCACUCGUAUGGCUCGUUCAUGACCUCGGGCCUGCUGUCUCGCCACGGCAACCUCAGCGACGGCGCCAUACUUACGGGCUUCUUGAUCAACGAGCACCUGCUCAACGAAGUUGGACCCGAAGCCUUUGGUUUCGAAUUUGCGGCCGAGAGUGACCCAGAUCGCUUUGCGGACCGUCCGUCGGGAUACAUAGUGAGCGCCAGUGAGGGCAACAUCCAGCAGAUCUUCCUGAAGAAGGGCACGUUUGAGCCCGAGCUGCUGCGCUACGCUGAGCUCAUCAAGCAACCCAACGCCGUCGGGGAACUCGUCUCAGGCAACCAGGCGUUUGGCAGGCCGGCUACGGACUUUGAUGGGCCGCUUCAGAUCUUCGUUGGUGAAUAUGACUACCCCGUCUGCGAUGGCGACUGCAACAACGUCUACGACUUGAGGAACAUCAGCGCCCUCUAUCCAGCGGCAACCAACGUCUCCGUCUAUCUGCAGCCCGGCACAGGCCAUGGUUUGACCCUUUCCACGAAUGCGACAGCCGGUUAUGAGCACGAGUAUGUCUUCCAGCCCAAGACCUCGGGGCCGUCGGCCUCACACCAAAUCAAGAAACGGUUGUGCAAGGUGCAAACGACUCCGGAGAAAGACAAGGACUGCCAAUAUCCAAACGAGGAUGGCCACUUUGAGUCAAGGUCCAGUCCUGGACAGAGAACUCAGAAGAACGAUUCAAUUCCGGCUGAAGGACAACAUCUCAGUCUGACAAGCGUCGGUCCACAAAUUUCGGGGACAGUGUCUCGGGAGCCCUCGUCAACGUCCAGUCCACCCACGGCGCAGGCCUCCAACCUCAGCCCUGCGUUCACUGGCGAUGGAAAUCAAAUGAGCCCAAACUCAAGGCUCUCCGCCCAUCUCUUGGACGCCCGAGACCUCGAGCUUCUGAGCCAUUACCUCUCGCACACAAGCCGCUCCAUCGCCUACGACCGCGACGACCUCUAUGCGUUGCGUGUCGGGAUCCCCAACCUCGCCUUUAGCUCGAGCAUGGCCCUGAUGAGCUCGAUGCUCGCGCUGGCGGCCGCGUGCCAGUGCCACGACCUCCUGGAAGCGGCAGCAGAGCCACCGCGGACCCCCGGCGCGGGCGCAGGCCCGGACAUGCCGCGCAUCCGGGAACUGCUGGUUCUUGCGGAGCAGCACCACGCCGCGUCGCUGCGGCAGAUCCAGGAGGACAUCCCGUCGACGGAGCGGUACGACCACGUGCUCGCGAACGCGGCGCUCAUGUUCCUGUAUGGCUCGGCGAGCCACUGGGUCCGCAUCCGGCUCAUGCGGGUGUAUGAGGCCGGGAACAGCGGCGGCGGCGGCGGCGGGGCGUCCCAACUGCCCGGGGAGUUCGUGCCGGUGCGGUCGCAGUGGAUGUCCCUAAUCCGGGCGGUCCACUCUGCGUACGUAGGCCUCCUUGCUGACCAGGCCCAGAAUCCCGGUGCGGCGGGGAUUGGUGACUGUGAGAGGAGUAGUCCGCCGCGUGUCGACUUUAGCAAUGUGGAGAUCAUGUACCCUCAGGAUGGACCCUCUGACGAGACGAGGCGGCUUUUCCUCCCCAUUCUGGCUGCCACCUCGGGGUCUGCAUUGGAGAAGUUGCGCGCAAGAGCUAGGAAGGCGGAAAUGGACGCCGGCUCCAACAACGCGAGCUUCCAAGCUUGCAUGGAGUCUCUGGCGGUGUUCGAAUCGAUACUGGGCGAGACGUUCCGAGAAAAGACACACGCCGAGCUCUCGCCAGAGACGCCAGAAUCACAGACAGACGAUAAAAGGGAGCCAGGAUACCCUCAUUCCCUCGGCCGGCUGUCGAACGUCGCCCCCUGGCUGAGAACCUACACGGCACGCGUCACCAUGAACAGCACAGAUUCGCGGCCGCUGCGGCGCACCGUCAACGCCUUCAUCAACCGCGUCCCCACAACAUACCUACACAUGGUCCAGGCAACGCUCGAGCACAUUCCGGUACACAAAUCGCAGGGGGCAACCCUCGAAACAAGUGAUGCCAGCUACGACCCCGUCCACAGGCUUGCUAUGGACAUAUUCGCCCACUGGCUUGUGCUGGUGUUAUUGCUAGAUGGAGUAUGGUGGAUUGGAGGUAUUGGUGCUUGGGAGCUGGGUGGGGUGGUUGCAUAUAUGCGGGAAGGAGGCAGGGUUGGUAGGGCAGACGAAGAGGAGGGUGAGGCGUGGUGGCCUAAGAGCAUGUACAAUAUAAGGAUGGAACUAAGCAGGCACUUGGCUGAGUAA
Molecule: messenger RNA, 2886 nt
Organism: Diaporthe citri
Lineage: Eukaryota; Fungi; Ascomycota; Sordariomycetes; Diaporthales; Diaporthaceae
Exons: 5
Coding region: 1-2886 (961 amino acids)
Biological process (GO): regulation of transcription by RNA polymerase II
Molecular function (GO): DNA-binding transcription factor activity, RNA polymerase II-specific
Source: RefSeq, a predicted model, not a curated record